This is a messenger RNA of Arabidopsis lyrata subsp. lyrata, 3041 nucleotides long. RefSeq names its product cytochrome P450 84A4. The record is from RefSeq and is a predicted model, not a curated record. The coding region runs from base 1370 to 2908 and encodes 512 amino acids. Gene Ontology annotation, molecular function: heme binding; monooxygenase activity; iron ion binding. The transcript has 2 exons. Lineage: Eukaryota; Viridiplantae; Streptophyta; Magnoliopsida; Brassicales; Brassicaceae. Gene Ontology annotation, biological process: lignin biosynthetic process.
UCAUAGCAGUAAUUUCUCUAUAAAAUGUAAAAUUAACCUGAUGUGGUAAUUCAUAUUUAAAAUGAGUUGUACCAAAAAGAGUUCUUAAAAUAUACAAAGUUUCCGGCCCGACCUGCUAGACUGUUUGAUCCGACACACAAAGCAAUAACAAAAAAGAUAACAAAGAGAUUAUUUCUACUUGAGAAAAAAUUUUCCUUCUUCUACUUAAUUUUUGUACAAAUGUUUAUAGAAAUCUAUUCAACCUAAGUAGUUUAUAUAUAUUACAAUUAGAUUUUCUAAUUAAUGUAAAUACUCUAUUUAAUAAACUCCCUUAUAUGAUUAAUUAAUUACUAAUAUUAGCUUCAACAGAAAAAAAAAAUUAGUACAUUUUAAAGCGAUAAUAUUAACAUACAUACACCGUUUAAGACCUAAUCGCACUUAUAUAAUUUAUAUAAAGAUCACUAAAUAUUGAAAGCUGAAAAAAAUUUACUUUUGUAGGAAAUUUGGGAAUCCUUGCCAACGAAAUUUUCAUCUACUCAUAUCUUUCUAAUUAAUUAGCUAAUAACAUUCGUCUACCUACUCCAUGAACUUUUGCAUGCACGUGUGAAAAAGUUUUUAAAUUAAAUGAGAUUCAUGAAACCUGUUUAGAUGCCAUUAUAUAUCGUUGUUGCCUCCAGAGAAGAUUAUCUUCCAAGUCAUGGUUCGAAUCUUUUUUAGGAGGAGAGUUUCGCUCCAUUGCGAAAAUAUAUACACAUUCACAGUAGCGUACCCAUUUUUGAGAAAGAAAAGUUAUAAUGCGAAUUGUGAACAUGGAUUAAUCAAUAUACAUUACCAAGAAAAAGCCCCAUUAUUUUUCAGUUUUCACGAGCCAUUCCGCCACUUGACAAAAAGUGACCUACCUAAUUACAUGUGUCGAAGUUCAUACAUUAUUAUAUUUGUGGAUAUUAUAAAAUUUUGGAUGAUUUUGAUUUCGAGAUUCAUUUUUUUGUUAAACCUCUUGUUGCAUGUCCGAAGAAUGUUUUACGUGGAUAGCCAGUGAAAUAGAAGCUCUAAAUUUUGGUUUUUAGGGGAAAAAUAUUGAUAUAAAAUUCGGAAAUGUUACAUAACUUAAUACACAAGAAAAAAGGAGUAAACUACAAAAAGAGGCUAUAUAAUUAAGCGAUGUCAUUUUCACCAAAACCUUAUUAUAUAUCUACUUGAUCACCCUAAUCAUUGUGGUUUCUUCAAUUAUUCUCUGUACCAAUCAUGAUUCACAUUACCAAGAAGAAGAAAAAGUUAAAUAACACAAAAGAUAUACAAACAACAAGAGAAAAAGCGUUGAGACAGCUAUUAAGACAACAAAAGUUUUUAAUAUAUUUACAGUCCCAUAAACUCACUAAAUCGUAUCCAAAUGCAUACUCUAAUGACUCUCAUCCUUCUUGUUCCUCUUCUUCUAUUUCUCUUCCGCCACCUUUUUUCAUGGCGGCGGAGGCUUCGGAAACCCUACCCUCCCGGCCCCAAAGGCUUACCCGUCAUUGGAAAUAUUCUCAUUAUGAACCACUUCAACCACCGCGGCCUGGCCAAGCUCAGCCGUAUCUACGGUGGGUUGCUCCACCUCCGCCUCGGCUUUUCCCACAUUUUCGUCGUUUCUUCUCCUGACAUCGCUCGUCAAGUCCUCCAAGUCCAAGACCACGUUUUCUCAAACCGCCCAACCACAAUCGCAAUCCGAUACUUGACAUACGGUGGAUCCGAUCUUGCAUUCUGCAACUACGGCCCGUUUUGGCGUAGGAUGAGAAAACUGUACGUCAUGAUGCUCUUUAGCCGUAAACGGGCCGAGUCUUGGGUCUCUGUUGAUGAAGAGGUCCACAAAUCGGUCCGUUUUGUGGCUUCCAAGGUCGGGAAACCAUUAAACAUAUGUAAACUAGCAUUUUCCUUAUCAAGAGGCAUAACGUUCCGAGCAGCUUUCGGUUCCUCCUCAUCCACUUCUGAUGAAAGCCGAUUAGAUGAGUUCCUUGAGAUCAUUCAAGAGUUCUCUAAGCUCUUUGGUGAGUUUAACGUAGCAGAUUAUGUCCCGUCGUGGCUCAGUUGGAUUGACCCGCAAGGGAUAAACGGGCGAGUUGAGAAAGCCCGAAAAUCUCUGGACGGUUUCAUUGAGUCCGUCAUCGACGAUCACUACUUGCACAAGAAGAAGAGAGAACAUAAUAACCUUGUCGAAGAGACCGAUAUGGUUGAUCAAUUACUUACGUUCUACGAAGAAGAAGUCAAAGUCAACACCUCAGACACCAAAAUUAAUCUCGAUAACAUAAAAGGCAUCAUCAUGGAUGUGAUGUUCGGAGGAACCGAGACGGUGGCAUUAGCAAUCGAGUGGGUCCUUACGGAGCUACUCCGGAGCCCCGAGAACAUGAAACGGGUCCAGGACGAGAUAGCGAGUGUGGUCGGGCUUGACCGAAGGCGCGUGGAGGACACGCAUCUCGAGAAGCUCACUUUCCUGAAGUGUAUCCUUAAGGAGACCCUCCGGCUUCACCCGCCGUUCCCUCUCCUGCUCCACGAGACGGUGGAGGACACCGAGGUUUCCGGUUACUUCAUCCCCAAGGGAUCACGUGUGAUGGUCAACACCUACGCUCUAGGGCGUGAUCCGGAUUCUUGGUCCGACCCGGAAAUUUUCAACCCGGGUAGGUUUUUGGACCCAAGUGCUCCAGACCUGAAGGGUAAUAAUUUCGAAUUCGUUCCUUUCGGGUCGGGUCGGAGAUCGUGCCCGGGUAUGCAACUCGGGUUGUACGCGUUUGAGCUUGCGGUUGCUCAGCUUCUACACUGCUUCACGUGGAGUUUACCGGACGGUAUGAAACCCGGUGACGUGGACACCGUUGAAGGGCCGGGUCUCACCGUUCCUAAGGCAACUCCUUUGGUGGCGGUGCCGACCACGCGCCUCCUCUGCCCCAUCGUCUAUUGAAUCCUGAAAAGCCUCCACCUAUGAAAACAAGAGUUUUCGGAAUCGGAGUAAUUGUAAUAAGUUUUUAGAAGAAGCGUACAUUGAGAAAAUUCUUCUUGACGUAGUUAUUUGUAUGAAUAAAUAAUCGAAACAA